Molecule: messenger RNA, 696 nt
Organism: Chrysochloris asiatica (Cape golden mole)
Lineage: Eukaryota; Metazoa; Chordata; Mammalia; Afrosoricida; Chrysochloridae
Product: olfactory receptor 12D2-like
Exons: 1
Biological process (GO): G protein-coupled receptor signaling pathway
Cellular component (GO): membrane
Molecular function (GO): G protein-coupled receptor activity; olfactory receptor activity
Source: RefSeq, a predicted model, not a curated record
AUGCUGAAUCAAACCUCAGUCACUGAAUUUAUCCUUCUGGGAGUGACAGAGAACCAGGAACUGUGGCCUCUUCUCUUUGUGAUUUUCUUCACCAUCUAUCUUGUCAAUGUGGCUGGGAAUGGAGCUAUCCUGAUGAUAGUCAUCUCUGAUCCCAAACUCCAUAUGCCUAUGUAUUUCUUCCUGGGAAACCUAUCAUGUAUAGAUAUCUGCUACUCCACAGUGACACUGCCAAAGAUGCUGGAGAAUCUCCUCUCUACAAACAAAGCAAUUUCUUUUGCAUCCUGCAUGAGCCAGCUUUUUUUCUUUCACUUCCUGGGCAUCACAGAGACCAUGUUGUUGGCUGUGAUGGCCUUUGACCGUUUUGUGGCUAUCUGUAAACCACUUCACUACACUGUUAUCAUGAAUCAUCAGCACUGUGCACAGAUGGCUAGCACAAUCUGGGUCAUUGGAUUUUUCUAUGCUGUGCUACACACAAUAAUGACUUCCAAAUUGAACUUCUGUGGUUCCAACCAUAUCCAUCACUUCUUGUGUGAUAUUAAACCAUUACUGGAGUUGGCUUGUGGGAACACUGAGCUCAACCAGAGGCUGCUCAAUGCUAUCACAGGGGGCAUAGCCCUGGGCUGUUUUUCUCUCACACUUCUCUCCUAUUUCUAUAUUAUCAUGUACCUAUUCUUCAAGACCCGUACUUGCAGCAUG